UGCAGCGAACGGUGCUCGCGAGGCGCGUCGGGUGGAACGUGAUACGCGGCGUUUUACACGCGCUUCUUUGAUACCGAAGCCACCCCCGUGACCGAUCGGUGUUUGUGCGUUCGACGACCGAAGUCGACGGGGCCGCAGUGCCGAGUUGUUGCCGUUCUUUGAAGGAUAGUCGAAGGGCGAGAGAAAGAAAUGUAAAAGAAACGUAAGUAAAUAAAAAUAAACGCGUCGGUGCAGUUUUCUCACCGAACAAUUCAACCACUCGGAAAAACAUCGAGGGAACGAGACAGAUCGAUGGAAAUCAGUGAACAGUGUACUUGGAAACAAACGUAAGAAAGGAUAAAAGUAAAAUAAAAACCGAGUCGACGCGUCGUUGUGUUUUUCGUUGAACCGAUAACGGUUUCGCACCUUGUUUACAUCGAUCGGAAAUUUCAACGGCUUUGUUAUUAUCUCGCGUCGCGUUCUCUCUUUGGAAACAGAGUGAGAGAGAGAGAAGCCCUGCAAUUAUAAGUACUCCGUCUGGCUGAUAGACACACGUCGCGACGCGAGACUCUGAUAGACACGGAGGACGAUUAUCGAAUAUGAUUGUUGAAAACAACUGGUCUGUUUAUUCUCGCGAGUAGUCAGAAGUGCCGAGGAUCGCCGUUUCGUUAGCUACGCGCAAUACGAGUUACGUGGUUUAACGCGAAGCCGAUAUUCAAACGAUAAACGUCGUGUCUGCGAUCGUUUGUCAUAUUUUCCAAUUAUCAUAUUAUUACAGACUCGGCGAUUCGAUUUUGCGGGCGGAAUUGCCGUUUACGAGGAAUUAACGCUAUUAUCUCGCGACACGUGAACAUGUUUGUGCUUCGGGAGGAUUAUUUGAUCGACGAACGAACGGACGAUCGUGUUUGAGGGAAGCGGUGUGAUAACGUAAAUAAAUUAGUAAAAUGCCGAGGCUCGAACCUGGACGUUCUAGGCGAAUUCGUUUGGUGCUGAGUAAUACACGUUUUAUACAUAUGCAGUGCGGAUUUGAGCUGUGAAUUUCAGUGCGGUAUUCCUUAGAGAGAAGUACAAGUGCGUCGAGUAUGUGCCGGUCAUCGGUUUUAUUGUUACUCUACUCAUCUUGUGUUCUUCAAUGCCUAAUCGAAGAUCGUAGAUGUGUGUCGCUGUAGCCUGUUGUUAAUUCUAGAGGAAGAAGAAAAACUUGUGUUUCAAGUGUGACGAAUAAUACUUAUUCGUAGAUAGAUAGAUAGCCUCGACUAUCGCCUCUUUCUUCGUGACGAUCGGGUAUAUUAUCAUUGUACUGUAUCCACUGAUGUCGUUGGAUUGAUGCCGAUUCCGCAUGUCGUCGAUUGAGAUAAACACAUCGCCUGGGAACCUCUCCUUUGACGAGGGGGCUUCUUCGGGUAUAAACCGAAUCUCAAAAGUUCUCGCCUGAGAACGAAGCUGGGUAAGAUAUACCCAGUUGCAUAGCGGUGUCAAUCGUCCGUCGAGUCUUUUCGACUCGCGGUGUAAACUUUCGCACAGACUUAGUCGGUGGGCUUCCGCGGCCCACCCUCACACUCGUCAAGCUGGCUAGCGCCCUGACGGCCGGUAUGAAUCCCCACCAUCCUGGCCAUCCCGGUCACCAAGGUCACCCCGGUCACCCGAGUCAUCCAGCAGCCUAUCCGCACCACCAGUCGCUCUCGAGCAGCCCCCAUCACCCGGGGCCCGGAAACGCGCACCACGGCUACACGCCGGGGGGCGGUGGAGGAGGAGGUGGCGGUGGCGGCGGCGGCGGCGGCGGUCCCACGACGACGCCGGACCUUCCCAGCCCCCACUCGCCUUCGCACGGGGCACCGACGGACCCCGGCGUACCUUACACGACGUUAACCGGUAGUCAAGGAAUGCCCAGUAACGGGCAUCAUCACGGUGCCGGAGGUGGAAUGAUCGGGGAACACCCUCAUCAUCCCGGACAUCCUCACCCUCAUCAUCCAGGUCAUCCCGCGUACGCGCCCGUCAACCAUAACAACAACUGCACGCUGAAGCAAGAAGAAGGUCCCGGAGGACCGACGAGUAUACAGCAAUGUGCGGGGUGUGGUGGUCGCAUAGUGGAACGGUGGCUCCUGCUCGCUCUGGACCGUUACUGGCACAACGGAUGCCUAAAAUGUACCUGUUGCGGUGCAGCGUUGGCUGAGAUCGGCCGCAGCUGUUUCACGAAGGGCAAUAUGAUCCUCUGCAAGAAUGACUACACUCGACUCUUCGGAAGCACCGGGGCCUGUGCCGGAUGUUCGCAAACGAUACCGGCCAGUGACUACGUCAUGAGAGCCGGCGGCGCGGUCUUUCACCAGAAAUGUUUCACCUGCAGUAAAUGCGGAACGCAGCUUUUCUCCGGUGACAGAUACGGCCUCGGUCUGUCCGGAGCGCCGGUGUGCGAAACGGAUUGGCACAAAAUGGUGAAAUCGGCCGGGGUAGGCGCCAGCGGUAACGGCGGCGCCCCGGUGAGGAAAGGAAAAGUCGGGAGGCCGAGAAGAAGCAGAGACUGAGCCGCCAACCCGGUCGGUCGCCCUAAGAAGGUCCAAGCCUCAGUCCAGCCGACACCUACCUCAUCGUCGACGGUUGUACAGCCCCUACAGCACCAGGUAGACGUUGUUGACGUAGGCGUCGGAGUCGGGGGUGAGACCUACUCUCCGCCACCGCCGGGUCCUCAGAACAACUUUGGUCAACAUAAUCACCAGCACCAUCAUCAGCACCUUCAGCACCAGCUUCAACAGCAGCAGCAGCAGCAGCAACAGCAGCAUCACCACCAUCACCACCACCAUCACCAAAUGAUUGUCCCGCUUCAUCAUCACCCGGGUAUUUCGGGUGCCCAGCAUCAUCAUCACGCGACUUAUCGGGAAUGGAGCCAUUGGUCCGAGCCCUGUGACUGAAGACGUCGUUAAUUUUAUUUAAUCAAACUGAACCGUUCAAUGGUGCAAAGGUAUAUUGCGUAUACAUUUUUUUUUUCCGUUUCGUUUUGUCUUGAUUUUUUUUUUUUAUUUUUUGUUUGUAUCACUUUUUAAAUCAACAUUCAUUUUGAAAUUUUCCCAUUUCGCUUUUCUUCUUUUUUUCUGUCAAACCCCCGUCCCUCCGUUUUCGAUCCUAUUUUAAAACGUAUCGUAAGAAACCAAAGUGAAAUUAUGCAGUGACACCAGUGAUCACGAACUGAUAUUUUUCCGUUAUAUAUCGCAACGUCGUGAUCGUUUAUAUGGUGCGGGAGAAGAGGGGAAGAAAGAAAGAGAAAAAAAAAUUGGAGAAAACUGUUCAAUUUUGUGUUUCUCUCUCUUUUCCUAACUUUAGAAACUACAAUACAAAAAAUAAAUGAAUUUUGUUAACUUCUCCUUGUUUCCGAAGGUGUUUUCAACCUGUUUUGAAUGGAAUUUUCGUUUGAUCGCGAUCACCACAUAACCGUGUGCAAAAGAGAAGGUGAGAGUUAGUGUGAGAGAGAGAGAGAGAGAGAGAGAGAGAGAGAGAGAGAGAGAGAGAGAGAGAGAGAGAGAGAGCAAGAGACAAUUCGUCAUUUACAUGUUGCAUGCACGUCUUUUUCGAAUCUCGCCGAUUCAUUAUUAUAAUUUCACUCAUAUACUUACCUACUGCGAUUAACAGUCAAAGGCGUAAAAAUAAAGUUUAAUACAUAGAUAAAUCAAUCAAUCAGUCAAUCAAUCAAUCAAUCAGUAAAUUAAUCAAUUAAUGACGUCACUGUGAAAAAAUAAACGUGCGUCAAGAAUCCUGAGUACCGUAUAAGUUGUGUCGUGAUUAUUUGCGGUAUCGCGCAGGAAUGAUUUGUCACACAAUUUCUCUAUAACCGCGCGAACGAAAAGUUAUCAUCGUUCGCUGCGUAUUAAAUGCAAAGGUAGGUUACUAAAUAGUCUAAAAAAAAAAGACAAGCAAACAGGCAAAAAAAAAAAAAAAACAACUGAAAAUGAACAAAAAAAGAAGCAGAAAUGAAUGAACAAAUGAAAUUAUGUAAACCUCGAAAAUCUCUGCAUGGCGAUCUAAACAUAUUUCUAUAUACAUCAUAUAUAUUUUUAUUCGAAAAUCACGAAUGUACUUAUAAAUAUUACAACUGUGUCUGUACAUAUUACCUAGGUACUACUGAAUACUUACACCGUAUCGUUACGCGCGUAAAUGUACACGUAUAUAAUUAUUACACACCGCAGGAAGGAAAUUAUUAACUAUCUGUACAGCAACAAUAUAUAUACGUAUGUAUACGUACCGUAUAUAUGCAUUGUAUAUAGUCUCAGAUCUGUAAUCUUUGCUCAAAGGGUUGUUACGCGCAGCGUUUUCUUGUUUAACGUUGAAAGAAAAAAAAAAAAAAAACGAAAAAGAAAGAAAAUAGUAAUAUUAAUAACAAGAAGAAUAAUAAGACGAAAAAUUUGUUGCCUAAUUUAUUCUUUUUUCGUUAAUUAAGUGCCCGCCAAUUUCUUUGACUGUUUUUCCUACCUUUUUUUUUUUAUCUCACUCGUAAUUUCAAUUUUUCGGUUCCGCGUGCCUUUAGAAAAUUAUACGUCUUUCAAAAUUACCGAGCCCUUUUUCUACGACGCGGGGAGUCCACCCUUACUUCGUUUGGCUGAAUCUGUGUCGACCUAUAAGUUCGUUAAGUAUCUCUUGUUUCAUCUUCUGGUGCGGUUAAUCCUUUUUUAUUCUUGCCAAUUCACCUCGUCGAAAGAACCUCGUAACGAACCCUUUCUCUCCGUUGCGACGAGUUGUACGUCAACAAGUGAGUUUAUGAUUUGCUUUCGGAAAAAUAAAAAAAUAUAUUUAUGUACAGUCGUUGACCUUCAUCAAUUUUUCGUUAGAUUAUUUUUUCAUCCUUCUCGUGUUAGUAUCGAUUUAGUAGCUUAUCAAUUUUGUAUCAUAUUUCGUACGGAAUUUCGAUCGUGUUACUCAGUUUUUUUCCCCAACAUCUUUUUCUACGCGAUAUUGCAACGAAGAAGCUUGAAAGUUCGAAUGCAGUGAUAAAAUAGUAUUCCCGCGCUAUAUUUUCCAGACAGUAUUUGAACGCAAUAUGUACGAUAUACGUUUCACCGUUUUUAAUGUGUAAAUAUUAAUAAUAAUAUGUAUAAGACGGUUAUUUGUCUGGUUUAAGAGAGAGAAAAAAGAAAGAGAGGAGAUAACACAAAAAAAACCAUACAGAGUAAAAAGAAAAAACACGUGAAUGAAUUUGUCGUAUAAGCAAUAAAUUAUUAAAUAAAUGAUCUUAUAUAAUAUUAUAUAAGAUUUUAAUGAAACGAACAAAUUAAAGAAUAAAACGUUUACCUACCUAGGUUGUUGUAUUGUAUAAAGUAUUUAAGAAAAAAAGAGAAAGAAAAAAAUACUAGCACUGAUCCAUGACAUACGAUGCCUAUUACUAUCCUAACGUAAUACUGUACUUUGAUUUACCGUGAGAAAGAGACAGCUGGGUAUAAAUAAAGCGGCAAAGGGCGAGGGAAAAAGAGGGAGAGAGAAAGAGAGAAGGUGAACGCGUGCAUGCGAGUUACGAAUAUAAACUCUAAAGAGAAGGAAGGAUAAGAUACCAUUAUGAACGCGGUGACGUCUCUGUAAAACAAAACCAAAAAGUUGAAAAGAAGGGACAAAAAUUUAAAUUGAAACAUACAAAGAAAAAAAAAAGUAAAUACGAAAGAAAAACAAAGUGACAGGGUCUCGAGCAUCUGCAAUAAAUGUAUCAUAAUUGUAUAAUCUACAUAUUAAAUUACCAAAUUCUCACGAUAUAUUUAUACAACGCUUUGAAUCAAUGCUGUUUUUCAUUUGAUUAAUUCUACUUUAAUUUUUUUUCCGUAUGAAUUCUACGUGAUUUUUUUCGCAACUAAUCGAAUUCGCGGACCUUCACUCUUUGCCUACAGUUUUCUAUGACAAAAUGGAGAAUUCUCUCGUUGUUCUGCUGCUGCGGUUUCAUUUUUUAUUCCAAAUUCUUUGUAAUCGGGUUUUCUAUUCGUAAAACUACGAAAACCGAAUGAGGAGUGAUGGACAAAAAACAAAUGAGAAACAGCAUCGAAUCAAUCGUCUUCGAAGCUCAAUAAAUCUUAAAUGUGAACUGUUAUUAUACGAUACGGCUGUUUGUUAGGUACUCACUAAUUAUUUCGUUGUAGUUGAAUUUAUUAAUCUCGUUAUCAUUCACCCGUUACGACGAUUAUACAUACAUACAUGCUGCUACCACUACUACCACUACUACCACUACUACUACUACUACUACUACUCUUACUACUACUACUACUAUCAAUACUUGUGCUGCUAUACCUGCGCACCACACGGUAUUUGUCAUUGUUCGAGCGGUAUCAGAUGAAAAGUAUCGAAUAAAAAACAAAAUUACCACCGCACCCGAUUGCUUCUCAAAUAUAGAUCAUAGCCACCCGGAGGCGUUCCUUCAUUUUACCGUUUUUGUACAGUUCGAAUUCGAUUGGGUGUAACAGGAGCUAAUAGAGAGACAAG
Molecule: messenger RNA, 6423 nt
Organism: Neodiprion virginianus
Lineage: Eukaryota; Metazoa; Arthropoda; Insecta; Hymenoptera; Diprionidae
Product: LIM/homeobox protein Lhx9-like
Exons: 5
Coding region: 1572-2501 (309 amino acids)
Source: RefSeq, a predicted model, not a curated record